GCCGGCCAAAACAGGACGCGACGAUGCACCACACGGGGCUUUCGACCGCCCACACAAUUUGACGAUGAUGGUCCCAAAUUGCGAGAAUUAGGGGCACACGCCCUCAACUCAACAACCAACGAAGUCUCGAUGACUUGAUGCUGGAGAUUGGGAAUAAUCAGAUGGAAAAGCAUCCAUGGUCGGCCCAGAGUACAUUUACCUUUAUUCCAUCCCGUCCGUCAGGUAUCCCGUUGUCAGGUCACGGUCACCACGGCGGCACAAACCUGGAAGGGGAAGCUGCUAGCAUCAUGUCGGUUGAAAUGUAUUUUCUUUCUCCGUGUUCCUCGUUCUCGCCAACUCCUUGCUGCUUGUGCCUACUCAGCUAUGCCAAUCCCUUCAUCCCUUUCCGUCUCCUCCUCCCGCCACCACUCCCACCACCACUGCACUCCUCCCUCGCAAUUUCUUCGUCUGCCCACCAAGUCAUGAUUUGUUUGCAUCGCCAUCUCCCUCACCACGUGCCUCUGUGAAUCAACGCACGCUUCGGCCAUUUCUGCGCCAUCGGCAAAAGGCAUCAUCAUCAGCAUAGUCGGUUCAGUACUCUAGACAAAAUAAUCGCGAGAUUCAUUCAUCCCCUCCUUCCAUAUCGCGCAUCAACUCCAGCUGGUUGCUGCCGUUUCCUGCGAUUUCCCUGCGAUUUCCCUGCGCGCGCGCGCCCAGAGUCUGCGGUCGGACUCUGCAGGCCCAUCACAAGGGAAACUACAAACGGGUCAUCGCCAACCAAAGCCUCCAUUGCGUGUCCUGUCCUGCGACUUCCCCCGGGCGCUUGCUGUCUUGCCCCUUCGUCAUACCCGCGGUACCUCAAGCAUUCGUCAGCAGGAUCAGACCGAGUAGCUCCGACGGGCAAACCGAUUUCCAUUAGGUACAGCAACCUGCGACCCGAGAGCCACCCGCGCUCUCCCAGCUAGAUAAAAGCCAUGGCCGCCUCACCCAGCUCUCGUGCUGCCUCUCCUGCACUGUCAGAUGUCGACACUCCCAGUUCCCCCGCCCACCAACCCGGAAAGUCUUCGCACACUGCCGCCAGCGUAACCGAGGACAACGACGCUACCAUGGCUGCCACCCCCGAGCCAAGCGAGUCUAGACUGCCUCGUGGGAAAAGAGGCCGUGGCCGCGAUGAUGGAUCAGGGACCAACGUUAUUGGGAAGAUCCGGCAUCUGAAAAAGGAGGACGGAGAACCGCUCUGGCGAAAGGACAUCCAGUACGACUUCCUCAAGGCCGUGUUCGACAACGAACAAAAGGUUUUCACCAACAGCUACGAACCCGACAAGAUUGGCAAGCAGUGCUUUGCCGAUCUCUACAUCGACACAAUGUCGAGGAGUAGCAAGACAUCAAAAGUCCUUCGCGACAAGCUGCUUAGUGAUCGUGAUGCCGCAAAAGGAAUGGCCAUGGUGUGUCUCCUCGUCAACAUUGGUCGUAUGAACACGACCCUUAACUUCUUUCCCGAAAUGCGUGCACAACUCCGUACAUACCACGCCAUCCCUUCGCUCCAGGCCCAGCAGGACCCCCAUGCGUACAAGCAACUGCAGGACGCACCCCGUCUCAAAUCUAUUCUGAAAGGAGGCGCCGAAGACAGGGAUGAGCCCAACUCCAUCGACGCCAUCAAGGCGCGUGCCACCCACGUACCCAGGACAAAUCCCGUCAACCUCUUGUUCGUCAUCUGCCAACAGGCUAGCAAGAUCGCCGAGCUGCAUUUCCCGCCUGGUCGAGAGUUCCAUGACUUGAUCAUGAAGACCAACUAUUCCAGCACCAGCCGCGCUCGUGCCUUUCUAUGGCUCAUGUGGUUCUACCUUGAAUCUGACUUUACUGAGGAGGGCUGCGAUGAGAAUCCCUUCGGGGCAGGUGUUGACUACGGGCUCGACGUUGCAAACCAGGGCGUACCGCGCUUGGUAGAGAUGACGAAAGAAGAAGAGGAGGCCGAGAACAAGGAUCCCGACGAAGAAAUCAAGUUCGGCUUGGACAAGCAAAAGAUGCGAGCCAAGAUCAUUGAGGCAGACCAGCAGUUCAUGGUCGAGAGCCAAACUAGAAAGGGUGGCAGAGGCCGUGGCUUCCCUGCUGGUGAUGAGAUUGGUCCCACAACUGGCAUUCUUCCCCGAAUCAGGCCUUCCAAGGUUGAUAGCGACCUGGACAGCAUCAGAUCUACUCCGCCGCCUAGGGCUCUGGUCGGUAGGCAUCCUGCCGCUUUUCCACAGACUACUAACCGUAGGGGUGGCAACUCCCUAAAAUAUCAGAUCUUCGAAGGCUCAUCGCCCGCCGGUGGCCAGAUGCUCGAAGGUGUUGUGCACAGGAAACCUCGUCCACCGACCGCUCAUCAGCUUGCCGUCGAACGUAAUAGGUCCCAACGCGUUGAGUGGAUUCUGGACAGAGGACUCACGCGAAGCCACCAUCGCAGCCGAAAGCAGCGUCGCGUCGAUGGCUCCAUUAUCCGUGUGGUCAACAGGCUCGACAAAGCCAAGGAAUGGGCUGACUUCAGCGAUAGCGAGGACGAGGAGACUGUUAACUAUAAUAAGCAGGCUCUCCUCGCAGGGGCCGUGAACUACACCGGAUUCGGAGAGAAUUACCCCUUCCGAGAGAAAGGCUACGUUGGUCUCUGCCAGCUCAAAGACGAAGAUGAUGACUUUGGAGAGGAAUUCGCCUCGUACUCGGCCUCCCUAAGGCGCGCCCAGCGCCGACUCAGCCGGUGGGAGGAGUCCAAUGAUCCGGACCUCGGCGUUAUCAGGCCGAUUAAGCGGCCAAAGCUCACUAAUGGAGAUGCCAACGGCGAUGGUGAAGGCCACGGUGACGAAGACGACGGGGAGGGUUCGCCGUCCAAGCACGACAUCGAUCCGGCGGAAACUGAGGACGAGGCCGAAAUUUUGGAGCGUAAUGCCCGUCGCCGUGCUUACGUCCCCGCCAACAAGCCGGUAAUUCUUCGCACUGGCAAGAUGAACGGUAUCCAGAGACAGGACACCGCUGAUUCCCACGAUGCCGAUACGCCCAUGGACGAUGUCGAUGAUUUGGAUGACGAUGACAAGGCGCUACUUGGCCUAGGCGACGGUGAAGGCGAAGGUGAUGACGUUGAGGAUGACGCCGAUGGUAACGAUGAUGGUGAACGGGACGCCGAGGACCAGGAAGACCUGGACGAUCUUGACAAGACAUUGUUAGGCAUGGACGGUGAUUCAGAAUCAGAGUAGAGUCAUACUCGGGAGAUCACCCAUAAAGAUACUGCCGAUCAAACUUUAGGUACCUCCCUACUCGGCCGAAACAAUGAUGACGGACCCAGGCCGACCCGUCUGAAUGGCAAGUUGGAUUGUCCGGUCUGUUAACGCAUUGGCUAUCCAUACUCGCUUUCAAGCGACAUCUGUCCUGCGCACAUCUGGAUCUCGCCCAAGAUAAUGCUACCAAGUAUGGCAUUCUUCUCUGUCAGAUGUUCUAAAGGCCAUUCGCGAACAAGAUAUGGCUAAAGCGACAUCUACCCUUUGUACGUCUGGAUUUUGCCCAUAACAAUGCUACCAAGUAUCGCUUGGUUCUGUGUUUACGCUGCAAAAAGCCUUUCGCGUAUCAGUCAGACAUGCGUGAUCAUGAAACACGAUGCCUGGAAAUACAACGGCGGAUGCAUUCAGGACAGGGUGUUCCGACUGCUCCUGACUUGGCGAAACAAGACUUUCACGAGGAAUGAAGAGCGAUACCUACCUUCUCGGCUUGGCCACUACCUACAUAUGGCAACAACAAUAAUACGGCUCGCAUUGGCACUUGAUUUUCUUGUACAACUUUUACUACUGCCAUCAAAGCAGUAGCUUGAUUUUCACGGUUGCAUAGAGUUAUAUGAAGUGUCUUUUCUGGGCAACAAUGGCUUGUUUAAAAGGGAUAACGAACGGAGGAUUUGGUAUCACAUGUUCAGACUAGAGAGGUAUAAUUAAGCAAUAAAUGAAUCAAUCUCAUAGAUUGAAGGAUGAAGUAUGUGCAUUGCUUAGUGGAAGUGACUUAGGUAGUCUUACGUCUACUUCAG
Neurospora crassa OR74A is the source of this 4021-nucleotide messenger RNA. Its product is annotated as INO80 chromatin remodeling complex. The transcript is spliced from 2 exons. The record is from RefSeq and is a predicted model, not a curated record. Gene Ontology annotation, cellular component: Ino80 complex. NCBI's taxonomy places the organism in Eukaryota, Fungi, Ascomycota, Sordariomycetes, Sordariales, Sordariaceae. Bases 954 to 3206 code for a protein of 750 amino acids.